AUGCUCACAACGUACGCUGUUGUGGCCCUGUUCGCCACUGUCGCUGUCACGGCGCCUGUGGCUGUCGACAGUGAUCCAGGAGUGUUCAUCAACACCCUUCACCAUCAUGGCGGGGUCGUUCGCAACGGCGACCCAGUCCAGGCGCUCGCAGACGAAGCAUCGCCAACUCACUACACUAUGGAUGAGAAGCCAUACACACCGUUCCACAUCCCAGAGCCGGUCGAGCCGGUCACGAUCGGUGCACCAGAGGCUCCGGUAAAGCCACAAGCAAUGGCCACGCCCGAGCCCAUCAGUGUCGCGCGACACACGACCUCAGGACAAGCUCACCAAAAGCGCUGGUGCUUGUGGCCCGUCGGCACCUUUUGCAGUGGACGCGCAUGGCUCGAUGGGAAGAAGACUGAUAUGUGGGGUGAUCCAGUGCGGCUAGACAAAGAGAAGCCUGGCCAUUCGACAAGGGAUCGUUCGGCGGAGAAUAGGGAGCAUCUGGAGAAGAGACUUUGCUGUUGGUACAACCAGGAUGGUGGUUGUCAUCAGAAAUGCUGA
Recurvomyces mirabilis is the source of this 543-nucleotide messenger RNA. RefSeq lists its product as uncharacterized. Lineage: Eukaryota; Fungi; Ascomycota; Dothideomycetes; Mycosphaerellales; Teratosphaeriaceae. The record is from RefSeq and is a predicted model, not a curated record. The transcript has a single exon. The coding region runs from base 1 to 543 and encodes 180 amino acids.